AUGACGAAAUAUAUCGCAAUCUAUACAGUUAUUAUAGUAUUCUGCAGUAUACUGUCUAGUAUGUGCGCCAUAUACACUGAAUGUAAUAAUUCUAAUACUGCAAAGAAUAAUGAAUUUAUGGAAGUUGUGAAUGGAUCGGGCGAUACUAUGCUGCCUGUUGAGAAUUACAGCAGUGACGACCCGAUGAUUAACCCAUGUAGAAUAUCUUCCACAGAAGAUUCGGAUAUUUCGGAUGGCACUGAGCAAUCUGGCAGUCCGUUUCUUUUGGAAGACAUGGACCAAUCAGACUACAUAACUAAUGUGCCGUACUAUUCAGAGGAUUUAGAAGUUUUAGUUAAUGAAGUGCAAGCAGAGGAUGUAAUUUCUAAGUUCUAUAUAAAUGAGCAUAAAAAAACAUUCUAUGCAAAUAGUCAAGGAGAUAAAAUAUAUAUAUACUUCACUGGUAGUGAGAUUUGUAUAAACAAUACAUUAUAUAAUGUGUAUAGUAAUUAUUAUGGAAGUCUGGUAUAUAUAGAUAGUAAAAUUGCUCCAAUUUCAUUUAUUACUCAAGGUAAAAAGAACACGUCUACAGAAAUUCUUAAAAAAUGUGCAUUCGAGAGAGCUGCAAGAAAGAACCAAUUAAGAUGCAAGAGAAGAGCGUGCUGUGCCCCGAGGACUUCUUGCAAAUAUCCAACUGCAUCUAAGCAUGCAAAGAAUGCGAAAAAAAUCAAUAAUAGCAUCGCUCUAAGAACAUACAAUAGAAGUUCAAAGCAUAAAGAGGCCUACAAGGGUCUUGAAACAUACAAGGAGAUAGCACAAAGUAAGUUAGAAAGAGAUAAACCCCAUUACUUUUCAUAUAGAUUUACUAAGAGUGAGACAAAUAGUGAAAAUACGAAAUGUGAGUGUACUAUUCAGAAGAACUACAAAAGUGAACUGCAAUUCUGGCACUUUUUAGCUACCUCCCGCCAUAACUCCUUGGUAGAAAAGAUAGAGUGCAUCAAAAACUUAAUGAAUAAGAUGAAAGUGAAAAGGAAAGAGAAAGAGAGAAACAAAAAGAAAGUCUUUUAUUAUCAUUUCUUCUUAGAGGAUUUGAACAAAUAUAUAGAGACUCAUAUAGAUAUAUCUCACAUUAGUGCACCAUAUGACUACACAGACAGCUGUAAGAACAACAUGUGCUCUAUAUAUGAAACAAAGCCAGAGACACUCGGAGAAAUAUAUGAGGAAACCCAAACAGAUCUAAAAUGGUGGGUCAAUAGCAUGUCUGUUAUCACCGAAAAAACUGAGAAGAUGAAGAAAGAAUGCUCAAUAGAUGAUGCAGCACUAAAAGAAAAGCUGCACUUUAUUCUAAAGCUGCCAGAAAUACUCAGAGACUUGAUUUUGAUAACUCCCGAGAUACUAUCAAAGACAAAGCAAGAAAUGGAAAAGGCUUUUGAUUCAGAGGCUAGAGAGGUUUUCUGCGCCAUAGAGUACCUAUACUACUUAGUGAAUAAUGAUUCAGAUAAAAUGGAUGCGGCAUACAAAAAAGUCAAAGCACUAUUUGUGAAAGCCAAGCCUAUAGAUGACUACACUACUAUGGAUGUGUACAGAUGGACCUAUUAUAUAUUCUGCAUAUUCUACCAAUGUGCACCAUUUACCUGUGUGAAUGAUGCUACGGAUAUAACAAAAUAUAUUGAAAACAAAGAAGCCCAUAUUAGAAGCAUUUUUGAGUCUUACUGCCCAUGCAUACCAAAAAACGGUGUUUUCAGACUGCAUGGGAAAAGAGCAAUUACACAGCUAAAAAUCAACGAAUAUGAGAAGCAGGCAAAGAUAUACAAACAUAUACCCAAACCCAGUAGAAGUAAGAUAGAUGCACAGCCUUCAAAGGUAAUAAACACGAAAGAAUCCAUGGUAGAAUAUUUAAAAAUAGGCCACAGCGACCAUUACCACAUACAGUUUGUUAAUAACUCCUGCCAUACAGUAAAGACCAUCCCUAUCCCGUGUUUUUAUAUUUCUGAAGAUAGUACCGAUGGUGAAUCUUCUUACAUACAAAAGAAAAUUCAUUCAAUUGGGGAUAUAGUAGACUACCUAAAAUCUAUACUAAAAUCCACUUAUCCAGAAAGAAAUUCAGACUUUAACGUCUAUGCAUUUUCUUAUAGUAGAAGUUCCAGAGCAUGGGCAAUAAUAAACCAUCUUGCCGAAAUCUCACAUAAAAUGAAACUAAAAAUAGACUGCACUCUAGGCGAGAUGAGUGCAGAGGAUAUUGAUGUGCCAUUCUACUACUUUGAAGAGAAUAUAUACACAACUAGAUUUGCAGCAGCAAAUUUUAUAAGCCAAAACACUCUAGGCACCAAUGGCGCUAUAAAGAUCCCUAUAUUUCUUACAAACUUUAUGGUGAAAAGUACUAUAGUGGCACCGUAUAUGUGGGAUAAGUCAACAUAUGUUUUUUCAACUAGAAAAUGUUAUUCUAGUGACUAUCUUAUUCGUUGCAAUAAUAUCUUUCAAAACAACUUCAAUAAAGAUGCAGACAGUCUGAAGCCACAAAAUGCACCAAGUGAAAAUAAGUCCUUGUCAAAAGAAAACUAUAUUAGUUAUUAUUAUAGCGAUUUUUUUGUUAGAAAUAUAUACAGCUUGGAAUCCUGCACUGAAGAAUGCUUUAAUAUGUGUGCUUCAAACAAAUUAUCUCAAAGUGGCUGCGUAAAAUCUAUAAGCUGGUUUGCGCAGAUAAAGAGAAGCAUACGCGAGUAUACGAAUUACUGUUUUAGUAUUUUUGAAGGCCCACGUAUCCAGAAAAAGUAUGUAAACCAAUGCGAUAGAGAGACUGCAUCAAAGUUCCUGAAUAUGUUGCAGCGUGAUAGCUCAUUGGGUGACAAAGUCACUUACGGUCUGUGCAUAUAUCAUAGAUCUUUCGAUGGCGUGGAAGUUGCAGUUCCAAUUAUGUGUGAGAAAAUGCGAAGGCUUUUGAGUAAAAACAUCAAUGAUAAGCUUAAGUCUAUGUAUGCAAAUUGGGAAAAUAAUAUUCUCCCUCCACGCAUUGAUAUUAAAGAUAUAAAAAAGAAUACUCCUGUCUUUAUCACAGUAAAAACCUUUAACUACAAGCAGGAAAACCUUGGAAUGCAUUAUGAAAUUAUGGCUGCUCUCUUCCAUAACAAUAAUAAUUCUAUUUUAAAGUCAGAGACUAAUCCUAGCACUUCUCUUUAG
Nematocida ausubeli is the source of this 3156-nucleotide messenger RNA. RefSeq lists its product as uncharacterized. Lineage: Eukaryota; Fungi; Microsporidia. The record is from RefSeq and is a predicted model, not a curated record. Bases 1 to 3156 code for a protein of 1051 amino acids. The transcript has a single exon.